Molecule: messenger RNA, 1180 nt
Organism: Piliocolobus tephrosceles (Ugandan red Colobus)
Lineage: Eukaryota; Metazoa; Chordata; Mammalia; Primates; Cercopithecidae
Gene: PSTK
Product: phosphoseryl-tRNA kinase
Exons: 7
Coding region: 81-1163 (360 amino acids)
Molecular function (GO): kinase activity; tRNA binding
Source: RefSeq, a predicted model, not a curated record
CGGAGACGCUGCGCGUGCGCGCUGGGCAGACGGUGGCCCGGAGACAACUCUCCCAGCCUCCUCCGGUCUCCCUGGGCAGCAUGAAGACCGCCGAGAACACCAGAGGAACCGGCAGCGACGGGCCGCGGAAACGAGUCCUCUGCGUCCUCUGCGGCCUCCCCGCGGCAGGAAAAUCGACUUUCGCGCGCGCCCUCGCCCACCGGCUGCGGCAGGAGCAGGGUUGGGCCGUUGGUGUCGUCGCGUAUGAUGAUGUCAUGCCCGACGCGUUUCUGGCCGGGGCAAGAGCGCGACCGGCGGAAGUGCCAUCCCAAUGGAAAUUGCUUCGACAGGAACUGUUGAAGUACCUGGAAUACUUCUUGAUGGCUGUCAUUAAGGGGUGUCAGAUGUCUGUCCCACCCAGCAGGACUGAAGCCAUGUGGGAAGAUUUUAUAACCUGCCUAAAGGAUCAAGAUCUGAUAUUUUCUGCAGCAUAUGAGGCCCAGUCUUGCUACCUCUUAACAAAAACUGCUGUUUCUAGACCUUUGUUUUUGGUUUUGGAUGACAAUUUUUAUUAUCAGAGUAUGAGAUAUGAAGUCUACCAGCUGGCUCGGAAAUAUUCACUGGGCUUUUGCCAGCUGUUUUUAGAUUGUCCUCUUGAGACCUGUUUACAGAGGAAUGGCCAGAGGCCACGGGCACUGCCUCCUGAGACCAUCCACCUGAUGGGAAGAAAGCUGGAAAAGCCCAACCCUGAGAAAAACGCUUGGGAACACAACAGCCUCACAAUUCCGAGUCCAGCAUGUGCUUCGGAGGCCAGCCUGGAGGUGACUGAUUUAUUGCUCACUGCUUUGGAAAAUCCAGUAAAAUAUGCUGAGGACGAUAUGGAACAAAAGGAGACAGACAGAAUUAUUUGUUCAACUAACGUUCUUCAUAAAGCUGAUCAGACACUCCGAAGGAUUGUAUCUCAGACAAUGAAGGGAGCAAAAGAUGAACAAGUCCUUCCUCACAACUUGAAGCUUCUAGCAGAAGAACUUAACAAGCUCAAAGCAGAGUUUUUGGAAGACCUAAAACAAGGCAACAAAAAAUACCUGUGCUUUCAGCAAACCACUGACAUAUCAGAUGUCAUUUCUUUUUUUCAUUAUGAGAAAGAUAAUAUUGUACAGAAGUAUUUUUCAAAGCAGCAUUAAAAUUUCUGAAUUGCCAA